This is a messenger RNA of Nasonia vitripennis (jewel wasp), 4189 nucleotides long. RefSeq names its product triadin-like. The coding region runs from base 159 to 2783 and encodes 874 amino acids. Lineage: Eukaryota; Metazoa; Arthropoda; Insecta; Hymenoptera; Pteromalidae. The transcript has 4 exons. The record is from RefSeq and is a predicted model, not a curated record.
GCUGCAAGCUUCAUAGCGUUGGUUUCUGUUGCAACCAGUCGUAAAAAAUGAUAGCUUAACCUCUCAUUGCAGGAUUUCCCCGUUUCUUUCUGAUCAAAAAUUAAGCAAAAGUCGAUCUAUUUAGGAAUCCUGAAAAUUUUCCGUGAACACCGCACGCAAUGAAUCAAUUCAAGCAGAUCUUCGGCUCGCUUCCACGUCAUGUCCCAUCGAACUCGGUCGCCGGCGGCGUCGCUGCUUCCGGAUGCCAGACUGAGGGCAUAUUCAGAAGCGCUCGCCAUCAGUAUCUUCGGACCUGCAGCCUACCCCGAAACGUGCAGUCGGCCACGUUCGUCGACGAUCGAGGACCUCGGCACUGCCGGCGAAUCAACGAUGAGGGCACGCAGGCCUUCUUGUACGGUAGACCGAAACUCGCGCUCUUCCACAAUCGGAAUUCGUCGAUGGACAGAGUGGGUGAUUUGGACGGACCGUUUCAUCGUCCGAACAAUAUGAACUGCCAUGGCAAGCCCGGAUUCGACCGAAAAACUUUGAAGACCGAGGCCUACAGGUCCGACGGCGCUCGUCACAUCCAGUCGACGAUUUCCUCGUCCAAGUCGAGAACGUACGCGAACAUGAUCGCCGAGUACAGCGAAGCGAUGGAGAAGAAGAAGCACGCAAAGAAGAGCGAAAAAUCCCCGAGAGGACUACUCGCGAGGCUGCCGUUCGAAUCGGUCGUCUCGUCGUUGACCAUGCUCGAGCGUACGAAGCUGAGCAAAGGCAGAGUAGGCGCGUCGAACAGUCUCGCAGCGGUGGCGAAUCGCCCCGGAAAGGAAUACAGUCACGCGCUCACCGAUACAAGCGCCAAGACUGAUAAGAGAAAGGCGUCGCCUACUGUCAAGAAGGACCCGCAGAAGCGCGAUUACUUCACCAAGAACGGAGAAAGUCCGGGGAGGUUGCACAGCGAUUUCGAUUUCGUCCGCGGAUACAGAGAGAUCGAAAACGAAAAGGAGAAUUUCGCCUCCAGAUGGAUUCAUCCGAAAAGUACCAAAUCGAAAAAGAGUUCUAUGAGCAUAACCAUCGACGACCUCGCAUCGUCGAAGGCAAGAGACAUCGAAAGGAGAAAAUUUAAAAAGCUGAACGUUCUGACGUCGGAUGGCAACAUGGAAAUAAAAAUACCCGUGUACGAUUGUUUAGAGAGCGAGAAAAAAUUGGACUCUGGAACGUUGGUUAAAUCGCGAAAAAAAUUUCGGGAAUUCACCGCUGCCUCUAAUAAUCCCUGUGUCGUAGCCAAACUCGCAACCCCGACUGAAAGCGGAAGAAAUGCCCAGUCACCGCCCAAAGCAUCGGAGUCCACAAAUUUCAAUAAGCCCCCGAAAUCACUUACGCCGCGUCAAUCUUCGACAAGGAGCAACAAAGCGCUGCCUUGGUGGGCGUCACUAGACUGCAUCUCCGGCACCAACAACAACAAGCCGAGAUCUCCGCCAAAAAGACCCACGUGUCUGAACGACGUCCAUGCAUCCUCGAGCCCGACCAUUCAAGCCCUCGUCAGCGAGCAAGUGUCGCAAAUUGAUAAACCUGCGGAGUCGCAAAGAUCGACGAGACGCGGGAGAAGAAUGACGAGCAUCGCCAAGAUCACGCGACACAUCGAAGAAGAGCUCGAGGACAGGAGGAGGCAGGAGACGAGAAGGACAUCGAUCGACAAGACGAGCGUGCCCGAUGAAAAAUCGAUUCGGGACUCGGGCGGCGUGACAAAAUCGGCGAAGCUCCAGCAGAAAAAAGCGGGAGCGGCCUCGUCAGGUGCCCCUGUCAUCGCCGGCUCGAGGGUGGAUGAUAAGAAAGAGGCGGUGGAAAGACGAAAGAAGCGACUCGCCGUUGUAUUGGCGAACAAACAGGAGGACAAAGGUGCGGGAUCGGCGAACGACGGAAAUUUGAAAAGCGUCUUGAGUAAGAUGGACAAGAAAUUCACACCGAGCAUACGUUUACUGCAGGACGUGGUUAAAGCGUUGAGCAAAAAAUCGAACGAAUCCGACCGAGGAAAAUCUAACUUUACCGUGACUUCGGAAACGACGGACAAGGAGGAGAUGAUAGAUCACAGGUACAAGGUCAAAAGAAUCUCGGACGCGCUGCGGCCCAUCGAGAAGAAGAAAGACGGAACUCUGAUCGAUUACGGCUUGAAGGUACCAACGCGAAAGCCGAGAAAGCGGUCGGAAAAAUCGACAGUCGUCGAGAGCAUCCCGAAGAAAACGAUUUUCGCGCCCCAUCAGCAGCAACAGCAGCCAACUGUCGAACUAUCCCAGAGAAAAUCGGCGAUUCCACCGAAGCCAACUGUCUCAAAAAAUUUCAAUCCAGUCCCGCAGUCCAGGAGCGAAAUGCCCUUAACUAAAACGUCAAAGUUAAGCUCGGCUAACGAUCGGUUGGGGCUUCAAUCAAAACAGAAACCCGCAAUUAGAGCGGAGAAUCUGGCGGAUAAGAAUCGGGGAAAGCCCGGCGGUGGUCUCGCAUCCGGAAAAUCGGAUAAUGGCAGUUGCGUUGGUGGUCCGCUCGAUCGUAAGAACAACAAGAGCGAGCGCGAGGGUAAUUGCGCCGCGAGGAGUAGCUUAGCUAAUGGGGCCAACAGCGUGCUGACGUUCUUCAAGUCCGAACAGAUGCUCGACGCGAAGAACGCCAUGAGGGCCGAAAUGGAUGUUUGCGGGAAUCAAUCGGCGCAGCAGCCCGUCGACUCGGACAUCAGGCCGGAGAAGGAACUGAUCUACUCGGCUUGGCUGAACCGAUUCCACACGAGGAAACACACCAGGACCAUCAAGUAAACGAUCGAUCUCGGACGAGAGGAAACUUUACCCGACCAAUUUUCACGUGCUCAUGAAGAGGGGAGAAUCUACAGGUAUAAGCGCAUCGGGAGAAAACGCGGCCAGCGUGUAAAUUUGAACAAGACGUUGCGGGAGAACGAGAGAGAUAGAGGGAAACCGAGAAAUGGCCGGCGCAGCGAAUUCUCCGAAAGACGCGAGAUUUGUGGUACCAGCAUGCGCGCGCUCACUCUAUAACGUCCCUUUUUAACGAGGUCUCGAGAGCCUCUCUCUUGGAUGCGCUGCAGCAUCUCUCGGCGCUCGGGCCCUUGGGGCCUUUUUCGGGGUCAGCACUGCAAGAGGAAAAGAUCAGAGAGCGCGAUAUAUAGGCCUGUUUGGGAACUCCCCUCUCUCUCCCUCCUCCUAUAUGUGCAUAGGACGAGUAGAUGCCGCGCGCAUGUGUGUGCGUGAAUGGCCGUACGUGAGCCUCUUUUAUUGUUGCGCUGUUGCCUCACUCGCCGUCGAGAGCCCUGCUGUGGAGCGCAUUGUGAGCGGGCGGGUUUUUAAAUUGUUCAGCCUUUAAAACCUUGCGCUUUUCUAUGCACUCGCGCGCGUAUUAACGUUUUUUCAGGCCUAAUGUGAAAUUGAACACUUUUUCAUUCCCUCGAAGCGCGUUAUACCUAUAUAUACGCAAACCUGCGGGGCGCGGAUCAAAAAAGAGGAAGCACGCGCAGAAUCGUCGUCCUCGCCGCCUACGCAACAGGUUGACCGGUUCGCGCGGUAGGCACGCGCCGAACCCUUUCUCGAAAGUGGUUCAACGUCUUUCUGACUGCUACCUUGUUCGUGUGUUGUAUAUAUAGUGUAUAUGUGUGUAGCACUUUCGCGCGUGCCCGGUGAAAAAUACGGACAUAAAAACGCCUCCUCGGCGAGAUCGCUCUUGCUUUUACCGACGAGUGUAUUUUCGUGCGGGUUUUGAAAUUUCCAACGAUUCGAGCUGAGUCACAUCGCGGGCUCAGCUUACUGACCCCAAUGUUCAUGCGCGUUCCCCCGCAAGGACAAGCGUUCGGUUAAUUAUUACACGAAAUAAAAGGAUCGCUUCGAGCUAGAAAGCACGCUCCCUCUCUCCCUUCCCCGGUACCAAUUUAAAAUCGAUCGAUAAAGCUCCUGCCAGAGAAACAAAAAGGACGAGGAGGGAGCCGUAUAGCUCGCGCGCAAGAUGCAAAUAUCGACUACCGCGAUACGCCUCUCCCGAGAGAAAGAGAGUCUGCGGUCACGCGGCGCGUCGAGCUGCAGCGGGCCAAGAGAGAAAGAGACAAAGGGCUCCGGCCGGCUCGCGGAUGCCAGGGCGAGAUAAGGGAAUCCAGCUUUCGCGGCGCGGCAGCAGGACGACAGCUCUGGUUCUGCGCGCGUAUAGGAGCUCGCGCAUUGUG